Messenger RNA from Heterotrigona itama, 4685 nucleotides. NCBI's taxonomy places the organism in Eukaryota, Metazoa, Arthropoda, Insecta, Hymenoptera, Apidae. The record is from the annotation of a GenBank genome assembly.
AUGAAAUCUCGUGAAUCGAAAGUAAAGAUAUCGUGGUGUUUUAAUUGUCGCAAGAAACCGCAAACCAUGGACUCAGAUUUAAGUGAUCAAGAAACAGAAAAUCAUACAAAAUAUUUGGAAGAAUUGGUGACAGAACAAAACAUCGAAGGCAAGUCGAAAAAUUCUUUUUUAAUUUGUUGUUGCGAUUCAUAGAUAAUUCCAUAUUUUGUAAAGAAUAUCAAUGAUUUAAUUUAUUUGCACGUUUACAAAACAUGUAAAUUUCGUUGAUUGUAAAUAUUAUCUUUUUCUAUUAUUUUAUAAUAAUAUCAAAAAUAUAUAUAUGAGUGAUGAUAUAUAAUUGUAUCUUUCGAAAGAUCCAAGUUAGAUUACUCGUGUAAAUUUAUCGAUGACAUACAUAUGUAAGUAUACAUAUCUUUCUAAUAAAAAUGAUAAGUAUACAUAACGUUGUACAUAAGUAUUUACAUAUUUUAUUUUAAUUAUAGCUUUUAUAGAAGAGAACAUUUUUAAUUAUUUCUUACAUUUUAUUACGUUCAAUAUUUUAUUUACACUUAAAUAAAAUCUUUUAUUUCAAUCGAUUUUUAAUUUAAGGUGAUUUAUUGUUUUUAAAAUAUAAAAUAACCUUUCGUGUUUAAUGGAUUACAUCGAUAAAACCGGACAGUUAACAUUUCCAUUUUUUAAAACAUUAUUUCUAGUUUUAACAUAUAAUCAACAUUUUUAUAUUUCAAAAUAUCGUUUUAUAAAAAAUGAAUGCCAUUACUAAAUUAGCUAACUUAACGAAAUAAUUUUUUUUGUUUUAAUUAGCGAUUAAACAUAACAGUUAGAAAACAAUGUAUAUUACAUGUAUAUUAAAUAUAUGUAUUACUACAUUGUCUAUCAGAAAUUGCAAAAAUUAUCUAAAUUUCUAAAUUAAUCUAAAACAAUUUUAUUUUACAAAUUCUUUCAUAAAUUAUGAAAAAAAUAGUGAAACAUAGAUUAGAUUACAUUUUCUGAUAAAAUAAAAUCUAUUUGAAAUUGCACAAUGAUUACAUACCUAUCUCGAUGAUAUGAACGUUUUCUGAUUUCUCAGCCAAUAUAGUCAAUUCCUAAAAGAAAACAUAAUUUGAAAAUAUAUUUAAAACGAAAUUGUAUGGUAAAAAUCUCCUAAGUUAUGACAAUUGUUAUCUUUUUAACAAAUCGCAGUUCUUGAAUCUUAGUAAUUAUUGCAGCAAGAUUAAUUCACGAAUUAUUCGAGAAGAAUCGCAUCAAUAAUAUCUUUGAUAAUACGAAUUUCUCGUACGAAGGAUUUACGAAAUGUCUUACGUUAUAGAAUUAUAAAAUUUCAUACAGCUUUUGAAAAUUUUCAUUGAUGAUUGUCUGGAUUUCUUGAAAUUUCGAGUGAGAUAUCUUUUUUUCAAAAAACCGGUCUCUAAAGUUCGUUUUAUAACAAAAUCAAGAGUGACUUGCAUGUUCUGUAUUUUUUGCGUAAUUCCUUAACGCGUGAGUCACUAUAAAUCAGACUUAAAACUCAUGCGCCUGUAGCAACUAUAUAACAGAUGGCGGUAAACGAACCAAGUAGGCGUCAGUUCGUUCUUGUGUUUUAGACGUGAGGACGUAAGAAAUUGUUCGGCUAGAUACGAUAGCUAACGGAGACCUAACGUUCUCCAAAAAGGAAAACCAUUACAUUUUACAUUCCUCUGUAACAUUUCAAACCGGUAAAGCGCAACGAUGGCACCUAUUGGUAAGUAGAGUUAUAGCUCGAAUCGGUUAUUGCAUAAUUUUUUAUUUUUUCUUCACUUCGUGACCAAUCUUACCUUUGCUUUAUUCGCGUCUCGGCAAGUUGCGAAGAUAUUCUCCGGUGGUUCUGACAAUUUUACCAGGUGUUUCACUAGACCCAGACCAAGUCCACGAUUGCAACCAGUGAUUAAGAUAGACCUCAUUUCGUAUCGUGACUUUCUUUCGGGAUAUAUUUUUUCCGCUUAUGUCGUUGCUCGAACACGCUGUACCUCGUGAAAAAUUUUAUCAUAUAUUCUGAAACACGAGUGUCAUCAGGGUGACGUCACGUGGCCGUGAUCGGCUGGCAAUAAUCAUGGCGACGUUAACGCUGCUCGCGAGGAUUGUCACAUUCCGUUCCGCUCACGCAAAAUUGCUCGAGUUCUCAUGGCCUAGAUGUAAUGCUUUUCCUUAUGGAAGAACAACAAUGGCUUGCAUGUGCUGUGAGUGUCAGGAUUCCAUGAUUUGUAAUUGUGAACACGCCUUGAUUUUAUUGACAUUGCGUAAAAUCUAUGUAUACCGUUGACAAUCUGUUAUUAGACCGGUCAGGUUAAAAAUAGUUGGAUUUAUAAUUCACGAUUCAAUAAUUUGUUUGUCAGCUCCAUUAAUGUGUACGUAAUUUAAUUGGUAGUUUUAUUUGCGAAUAUUACCUUAUCAAGGUAAGGUAGUUUCAGUUUAGUAAUAAUACAAGUGUUGCAUAACCUUAUUCUCAUGAUCAUAUAGUUUUUAUACAACUGGAAAAUUUAGAUAUAUUUAAAUUCUUGAGAUAUGCUCAAAUAUACAAAUAUUUUGCAAUAAUCAAUAUUGAAAAUUCGAGUAUUGUUCAUUUUAUUGGGAAUUUAUUGGUUAUGUUUGCAGCUGAUCAAAAAUUCAUGUACGAUCUACUUGUUAUUGGCGGUGGAUCAGGAGGUUUAGCAGCAGCCAAAGAAGCAGUGAAUUUAGGUGCAAAAGUUGCAGUUCUAGAUUUUGUCACACCAUCUCCAAGAGGUACUACUUGGGGCUUAGGUGGCACUUGUGUAAAUGUUGGUUGCAUACCAAAAAAGUUAAUGCAUCAAGCUGCUUUGUUAGGAGAAGCAAUCCAUGAAUCAGCAGCUUAUGGUUGGCAGGUACCAGAUCCAAAGACCAUUAAGAAUGACUGGCAAGCAUUAACAACAGCAGUACAAAAUCAUAUAAAAUCUGUGAACUGGGUUACUCGAGUAGAGCUUAGAACAAAGAAAAUCGAAUACUUCAAUGCACUUGGUUAUUUUAAAGAUGAACAUACGAUAUGCGGGAAGAUGAAAAAUGGAGAAGAAAAAUUGUUCACGGCAAAGAAUAUCUUGAUUGCUGUGGGUGGUAGGCCAAGGUAUCCUGAUAUUCCUGGUGCUUUAGAACAUGGUAUAAGCAGUGAUGAUAUCUUUAGUUUGAAGAAAGCUCCAGGGAAAACGCUUGUUAUUGAUAUCGGUUUGGAGUGCGCUGGUUUUUUGAAUAGUUUAGGUUAUGAUGCAACUGUAAUAGUACGUUCGAUUGUGUUACGAGGAUUUGAUCAGCAAAUGGCUAAUACUGUUGCUCAAGAAAUGGAGGGACGUGGUGUACAUUUUAUUUAUCAAGCUAAGCCAUCGAAAAUUGAAAAGCAAAGCGAUGGUCGACUUAUUGUACAUUGGGUAGAUAAGGAAAGACAAACGCAUCAAGAUAUUUUCGAUACUGUUCUCUUCGCUAUUGGCCGCAAACCGCUUACAGAAGAAUUAAAACCAGAAAACAUUGGCCUUCAACUUAUUCCUGAAACUGCAAAAAUAGAUGCAAUAGAUGAACAAACGAAUAUUAAAAAUGUGUAUGCUGUUGGUGAUGUGCUUCAUAAAAAGCCAGAACUAACCCCUGUUGCCAUACAUGCGGGUCGAUUAUUAGCAAGAAGAUUGUUCGGAAACUCAACGGAACAAAUGGACUACGUAAACGUAGCGACAACAGUAUUCAGUCCUCUAGAAUAUGGUUCUGUUGGUCUCAGCGAAGAAGCUGCGAUUGCUAUUCAUGGAGAAGACAAAAUAGAAAUUUACCAUGCAUAUUAUAAACCAACGGAAUUCUUCAUCCCACAGAAAGAUGUUUCUAAUUGCUAUAUAAAAGUAGUUGCAUUUAGAAACGGUGAUCAAAGAGUGCUUGGUAUGCAUUUUAUUGGUCCCAAUGCUGGUGAAGUAAUCCAAGGUUUUGCCGCUGCUAUUAAAUGUAACUUAACAUUCCCAAAACUAAAGGAUACAGUUGGAAUUCAUCCAACGGUAGCAGAAGAGUUUACACGUAUAUCUGUAACCAAACGUUCUGGACUCGAUCCUAAGCCACAAAGCUGCUGCAGUUAAAAUAUACGUAUUAUUAGAUUUGUUACAUUGCUAAUAUUUGUGGAUAUUUCAAAGUAUGAUAGACGAUAAACCUUUUUUAUGCUAUUGCAUUGAUCAUUGGGUCUGGAAUUAAUUUUCUGAGCGGAAUUCCAUUAACGGGGAUAUAUUUUUUAUGAAGCACAAGUAGGAGAGAAUUUUUAAAAUAUUACAUUUAUAAUAUGAAAUUACAAACCAUUGUACCAUAUGAAAAAUUUGCUUCUUUGAAGUACUAGGGAUUGAUGCAACCUGUUAAAUCAAGGAAAUAACCUGUAUUGUUAUACUUAUAGUAAUUUUUAUAAAUACAAUAUUUUCAGAUUAGUAUAUCCUCUGUAUACACAUUCGACUUAAAGUCGACGAAAUAAAAAUAAUGUGAAUAUACAUAUAUUGUUUUAAUUUAAUUAACAAGUAAAAUAAUUGAUAACUUCAAUAAGUUUUGUUUCAAUAAGUAUUGUUUUUAUUUUAUCGAUUCAUCAUCGUGCUAUACGAGUUGUGAGAUUGCUCAAAAAUAUGUCUUGAGUAUUUCUUCAACUUCAAUUAUAUAUGAUCAUUUUUUUACUCUCAGGUAUUUGUGAUGCAAUUGCACGUAAUAAUACAUGA